Paramecium pentaurelia is the source of this 1122-nucleotide messenger RNA. Lineage: Eukaryota; Ciliophora; Oligohymenophorea; Peniculida; Parameciidae. The record is from the annotation of a GenBank genome assembly.
AUGUCUAAAAUUAGAGCAUUUCUAAAAGGAGCAACAAAAAGAUCAGAAGUUGAAAAAUUAGUCAAUCAAGAUUGGUAAAAAGCAGAAUAUGCAGGUGUUGGCAAAAAAGAUUUUGUAAUUAUAUAAUAUAUAUAAUAAGAUUGCCUUUACUUUUGAAUUUGAAGAAAAUUGUAUUGGAAAAUUUGCACUUCCUGUAUAAUACCAAGAAACAAAUACUUAUUCAUUUAAAUUUGAUAUUAAUCCUAGAACAGGAUUUGAUGAUUGGGCUCCAAUUGAAUAAAUUCCUUAAUCUGAUUAAGAAGUUAUGCAAUAUAAAAAUUGGGAUUACCCUCAAUUAGUAUAUCAUCCACCACUUUUAUAAUAAGUAGUUUUUAGAGAUGGAGCUGAAGAAGAAAAGGCAGUAAAAGGGAAAAUGGGUCCAAUUCAAAAUAUUUUAUCAACUAAUCAGAAAUUAGAAGAAACUAUUAAAAUUGUGAUGCAAAAGCCUCCAGAAUAUGAAGGAGUUUAAUUAUUAUUACCUCAUAAAACUCUUUAAUGCUAUUUGCCAUAGGAUACUUGUAAUCUAAUUGAAACUUCAUUUUUAUUAAAUUAUAGAACAAUAUCUAAUAUAGGAUCAGAUUUAGAUCUUGAAGCUUCUAAAAAUAAUUCAAUAAUAAAACAAGAAAUUAGUAAUAGAUAGCCAGGAUAUAAUAAUUUAAAUUUACUAUAUGAAUUAAAAUUAGAUUAAUUUUAUUAUUAAGAGAGAAAUAUGUAAUUAGCUUAUGAUUUUGGAUUUGAGGAUUAAAUUGAAUUAUAUUGUGCUUCAUUAAUGCAUGACAAAGAAAAAGAUGAUUAUAUAACAGAUGAUAGUGAUGAAGAGAGACCACCUUAGCCAGUUCUUGUAGAUCAUAAUGAAUGGCUUACAAAGUUAGAAUAAGAUGAUAAAGCACUUUAACCAUUUAAAUAAGGGGAAAUUAUAGAUCAAUAAGAAUUACUUAAGAAUAAAAUAGAUACAAAUUUAAUGUAUAUAAUUAUUAAAAAUGAAGGUUUGAAAAAAAUAAAUGGAUCUCUACUGUUCCUUCUAAGACAAACGAUUACAACAAAUUUAUUAUAAAAAAUGAGAAUAAAAUCAUUAUCUUAUGA